AUGGAUGUGGCUUAUGGAUGUCAAGAAAGCCCAUCUCGAAUUCAUACAGCCAAGAUCUGUAUCUGGGCUGCCUGGGCCUUCAUGUCCGUCUUUCCGGGCAUAAUGUCACCACUAUCAAUAUCACAACGGACAGACAUCGUGACAUCCCUAAUGGCAUCUAUCAACCUCCUCCAGCAACCGCACAUCGACCUCCUACAAGCAACGUCAAUGCUCGUGAUAAUCAACCUCCUAGCAGGAAACGUCCAAGCAGGCGUUCUCAGCAACACACUCGCAGCACGUUUUGUUCUCCUCCUCGGCGGAAAUACCCGAGACUGCUUCAGGGACUCCUGCCAGUUCGUCACAACCAGCGACGAACGCCAUCGACCGGCCUAUCACCUUCGAAACCUAUUCUGUAUGUGCUACCAGCAAGACAAAGAGCUCUGCGUCCGAUCCGGCCAACCGCCCGCCAUGUCAGAAUACAACUGCGAUCUAGACCUCCCAAUCGGAUACGAGCAGGACUACAACAUCUCACUCGGCGUAGGACAUUGCACGAGCCCCGUCUUUCCAGGCGACCUCCGCCUCAGCCAGAUCAAGUCGAACGUCUAUUGUGAUCUAUUCUCCCGGCGCGCCCUAGAGAAAGAUGGAGUCCUUAUCCUGAGCGAUAUCCGCCAGUUGGAUCGCGAUCUCGAAGAGUGGCGCAUGAGUAUACCAGCGGAUUAUCGGCCGACUUUGCUCUUCGCUCAUGAUACAAGUCACCCGCCUGGGACCUUUAGUAUUCGGGCUUUGAUGAUGCGGCUGGAAUAUUAUUACUGUUUGGCUUAUAUUCACCAGGCCUGUGGACGGUUUCGGUCCUUGGCUGGGAAUCAGGACUGCGAGACUCAGGGCAUAAGUUCGAGUUUGGCCCUGUCUCUUGUUACGUGUCGUUCGUCGCUUUAUUGCCUUUUGGCGGUUCGUGAUGCGCUUUCUUCUAGGGAUUUUUGGUUGAUCCUCUUUUAUCCACUUUCUGCUAUUCUCACCAUCUUUUGCCAUAUUAUCUCUGAUCCGCAUGCGCCGGAUGCAGUGCGGGAUCUAGAUCUUAUCAGUAAGAUUGCAGUGCAUGUUCGAGAGCUUGGGGGGCGAGAAGCAAAGCUCGGCGAAGGGGCAUCAAAUUCCGACCGUGUGUGGAAAGUUAUUACGGCUUUGGAGGCCCUCGGCCGGCGAACGAUCGCAAAACAUAAUGACGAUACUCGGAAUCCAAAAUGA
This is a messenger RNA of Penicillium nucicola, 1221 nucleotides long. Its product is annotated as fungal specific transcription factor domain-containing protein. Lineage: Eukaryota; Fungi; Ascomycota; Eurotiomycetes; Eurotiales; Aspergillaceae. The record is from RefSeq and is a predicted model, not a curated record. Gene Ontology annotation, molecular function: zinc ion binding; DNA binding. Bases 1 to 1221 code for a protein of 406 amino acids. The transcript is spliced from 2 exons. Gene Ontology annotation, biological process: DNA-templated transcription.